Molecule: messenger RNA, 3153 nt
Organism: Misgurnus anguillicaudatus (oriental weatherfish)
Lineage: Eukaryota; Metazoa; Chordata; Actinopteri; Cypriniformes; Cobitidae
Gene: pxk
Product: PX domain containing serine/threonine kinase
Biological process (GO): protein targeting to lysosome; protein phosphorylation; negative regulation of ATP-dependent activity
Cellular component (GO): early endosome; plasma membrane; late endosome
Molecular function (GO): phosphatidylinositol binding; actin binding; protein kinase activity
Source: RefSeq, a predicted model, not a curated record
CUUUCCCACGUUGUCACGCAGUGGAGAAGCGCAGUGGAAGUGAAGUGUUUAACCGUCACGUCCCCUUACCGACCGGGGCGGGCUCUCGGUUACACCGAACCCAGCGCAGUGGAAUUGAAGCUGUUCCGUGUUGUUUUCCUUUGGGAUGGCGUUCAUGGAGCAACAGACGCCGCCGCUGUCCGGCAGGAAGCCGCCGCUGGACGACACCGUUCCGCUGAUCGCCGUGAUCGAGACCACGCAGAGUUUACAGUCGCACACGGAAUACAUCAUUCGUGUACAAAGGGGGGUUUCCACAGAUAACAGUUGGACGGUCAUCAGAAGAUACAGUGACUUUGAUAUGCUGAAUAACAGUUUACUGAUCUGUGGUCUGAACCUGCCACUUCCUCCUAAGAAGCUGAUAGGAAACAUGGACCGAGAGUUUAUAGCCGAACGUCAGAAAGGUCUUCAGGCUUAUCUGAACUACAUCACACGUCAUCACGUCCUGUCCAGCUGUGAGAUGGUCAAGAAGUUUCUCGACCCCAAUUACUCGGCAAACUACACAGAAAUAGCUUUACAACAGGUGUCAAUGUUCUUUAGAUCCGACCCAAAAUGGGAGGUUGUCGAGCCUUUAAAAGACAUCGGCUGGAGGUUACGAAAGAGGUACUUCUUAGUCAAAGACAAAGAUCAGCCCAAAGACAAACAAGUUUUAAGUUGGGUUGAUUUGGGUCCAGAUAAAUUCUUAUCGGACAAAGAUCUCCAGUCGGCAAUGAAGCUACUUUCUAGUUUGUCUCAUCCAAACAUCUCUACCAUCAGUUUCGCCACCGCAAGCGAAUCGUCUGCACUGAUAAUUCGGGUUUUCAACGAGAAAGGAACUCUUAGGGAUCACAUCUGCCAGGUAAAGCCAAAAGAACCCUUUCUGAAGAAGUACUGCAAUCCCAAAAAGAUUCAGGGUUUGGAGCUGCAACAAAUCCGAACAUAUGGGAGACAGAUUCUGGAGGCACUGAAAUUUCUUCAUGAUAAGGGUUUCCCAUACGGACAUCUACAUGCAUCUAAUGUUCUAAUAGAAGAUAACACAUGCAAACUCUUGGAUAUAGAGAAUUCAUUACUGGGACUGCCGUCAUAUUAUAGACCAUAUUUCACACAAUUCAGGAAAAUUAAUACAACAGAAAGCAUUGAUGUUUAUUCGUUCGGACACUUGCUUUAUGAAAUGACGUAUGGACGCCCACCAGACGCUGUUCCCGUGGAUCAGUAUCCUCCCGCUCCGUUCUCCUCUGUAGUCUCUGUACUUCAAUCCAUCUUGUCCACGGAAGCUUGCAAAACUGGAAUGCCAACCGUUUCCCAACUACUACAAACCCAGUUGUUCAACGACGUGCUGCUGUUUAACGUGGAGAAACCUCAGUUUAAGAUCAGUUCAAAAUUAAAGGAGGCCCUGAAAUCAUCUAAAGAGUGCUUAGAGAAACGUCUUGUGGAGGAACAGAGGACGAUCCACCAGCACAAGAGGUUGUCGCGAGCGCAGUCACACCACGGAUCUGAGGAAGAGAAGAGGAAAAGAAAGAUAUUGGCCAGAAAGAAAUCCAGGCAGUCGACUUACGAAAAUGAAGAGGAUCUCUCUGUGAAAUACAAUAAUAACUCUGCAGGUUCUGGGGCAAGCUCUCCUCCCACCUGCCCGUCCUCACCCACCCCACAACCUGGAUCAGGAGCACCUCCAGCACCUCCUCUUCCUCCUCCUGCUGCUCCACCUGCUCCACCACCUCCACCUCCAGGGUUCGACUCCAGCCCGCCAUCCCUCACACCCCCCAGUGCCAACGGCGUGGGCCGGGGUGCCCUUCUCAGCUCCAUUCAGUCCUUCAGCAAAGGCAAACUUAAAAAAGCAAAAACCGUCGAUCGGAGCAGUGCACGUUUGUGAAGAAAAGUCGAGAUUGAAACUGAGUUCGUUCUUGUGUUAGUCCACUUUUGUGGCUUUUAGCAGCAUCCGUCUACAGUGAAGAAUGAUUGUGUUUAUAUUUAAACGUCUUUUAUGUUUGUCAGCUUGUUUGUUUAUUUGUUUUAUUCACUUUUUCAUAGACGUUAACAGUCAGCGCUUUUGUUAUGCUGCUCAUUGUAACCUAAACAGUUCUGCUUGGACCAGCUGUUGUAUAAAAAUUAGUGACUUUUAAAGACAGACACAAGAUGGAGAACGAGGCCGGCACAUUUAUUUAAGAUAAAGGAAAACUGGAUUUUAUUGUUGUUGGUACAUAAAACUUGCUGCAGAGUUAUAUUUUUAAUGCUUUCAUGCUGAAUUGAAUCUUGACAUUUUAAUUCAACGACUUGCAAUAUUAUGCCUUUUGGUUACCUAUUGUUGGUUCAUUUUGAAGGGUUUGGGGUGAGGAUUUUUAGCGUUUGCCACAUUUACCAUUGUGCCUAAAAGCUGAGAGCGUUCUUUGUUCUCUUUGUAAUUCUGAGAUACAUUGUUCGUAUUUUCUCUUUUGGAAAAAAGUAAAAUUUUUAUUCUUGUUCUGCAAGAUCACAAUCAAUACGUUGCACAAGUAAUAACAUUAAGAAGAAAUGCAUUUAUUUUUAAGCCCCUUGCAUGAUGUGAUGCGCUGUAUGAGACGACAAAAAUAGUGACUUUUGCCAUUGUGAUGUCAAUUGUGCAACCCAAUCCUAUUGGUCGUUAUAAUUUUAAGUCACCUGUUAAAAGUAAGGAGCCUCCUAAAUUCAUCAGAUCCUGUUUCUGAUUUAGAAUAAUGUACAGUGAUGCACAGUAGAUCACCUUUAACGUCAUCUUUUGCUCUUGUAACAGUAAUCCCAUUUGUAUAUAGAUUCAUGAAAACAUGAUGGUUAAAUACAGUUAGUCUUUGCUUUGUUAUUAUCGUGGGGGGAUAUUGAAUAAUGUUUUCAUUUUCGCUGCAGCACUUUACCGCUGAAUAUUUAGCAGUGGUCCUGAAAAGAAGAAAUAAAGUUUACAGAGUUUAUGUCAGUAGGGGGACAAUGUCAGUUUUUGAAUACGUUUAAUAAUGAAGAUAUCUGCCCUCUGUACUGUUGCCACAACUAAUGUUAAAAGCACUGGAGGUGAACAUCCUCAAAAUGCUUAGAAGAAUUUCCCUGCCUAAAAUGUGUAUUGGCAAUAUUUUAAAAGAAUUAUAUUGUUGUGUUUUAGUUGUGAACAUUGAAGUAAAGACGAACACAAUGGAA